Molecule: messenger RNA, 3683 nt
Organism: Hemibagrus wyckioides
Lineage: Eukaryota; Metazoa; Chordata; Actinopteri; Siluriformes; Bagridae
Gene: sh3gl3a
Product: SH3-domain GRB2-like 3a
Exons: 11
Coding region: 160-1317 (385 amino acids)
Biological process (GO): synaptic vesicle uncoating; endocytosis
Cellular component (GO): glutamatergic synapse; presynapse; cytoplasm
Molecular function (GO): protein binding
Source: RefSeq, a predicted model, not a curated record
AGCUCCAUCUUCAAUGCAUACUACUCAGUACCCAAGUACAACAUUGGGGCUCCGACUCGGAUUUUUCUCACGAUCCCUGAAGGAUUAUUUCUUGUUGUUUCCUCGUCGUUUUGACUUUAUUCUACCUCUGUCACGACUUUUGCUUCAUUUUCUUUGAGGAUGUCGGUGGCGGGUUUGAAGAAGCAGUUUCAUAAAGCCAGUCAGUUACUGAGUGAGAAGAUAAGCGGGGCUGAAGGGACAAAGCUCGAUGAGGAUUUCAUGGAAAUGGAGCGGAAAAUAGAUGUCACCAACAAGUCUGUGUUUGAGCUUCUAACCAAAACCACAGAAUACCUCCAGCCAAACCCAGCAUCGCGAGCCAAACUGGGGAUGCUGAACACCAUGUCGAAGAUCAGAGGACAGGUAAAGACCACCGGCUACCCACAGACAGAGGGGCUUCUGGGAGAUUGCAUGAUCCGAUAUGGCCGUGAACUCGGAGAAGACUCUACAUUUGGUUGUGCUCUGUUGGAUGUGGGCGAGGCUCUGAAACAAAUGGCUGAUGUUAAAGACUCGCUCGAUAUCACCGUGAAGCAGAACUUCAUUGAUCCGCUGCAGACUCUGCAGGACAAAGACCUGAAGGAGAUUGGGCAUCAUCUAAAGAAGCUGGAGGGACGGCGGUUAGAUUUCGACUAUAAAAAGAAGCGGCAGGGGAAGAUUCCCGAUGAUGAAAUCAGGCAGGCUGUGGAGAAGUUUGAGGAGUCCAAGGAACUUGCUGAAAGGAGCAUGUUCAAUUUCUUAGAAAAUGACGUAGAGCAGGUGAGUCAGCUAGGAGCUCUGAUCGAGGCGGCACUGGAGUAUCACCGUCAAUCUUCCGACAUCCUGGAGGAACUCAGUGGCAAAUUACAGAGCAGGAUAAACACAGCAAGCAGCAAACCUAAGAAAGAAUUCAAGCCAAAGUCCAUCAUGUCCAGCCUGGAGACCAUCAAUAGCAAUCAGCAUAAUGGUGUCUCCUACACUUCCUCUCUAAAAUCCACAGAUACUGAAGUGAACCACAGCGUAAAUGGAAAAAUUGAUUACAUCAGCAAUCCUCCUCCCAUCAAUCCAGACUGGUCCGAAAGCCCCAGCGUGAACAGUCAGACGGAGCUGCACAUGGACCAGCCGUGCUGCCGCUCGCUGUACGACUUCGAACCCGAGAACGAGGGGGAGCUGGGCUUCAAGGAAGGAGACAUCAUCAUCCUCACCAAUCAGAUCGACGAGAACUGGUACGAGGGGAUGAUAAACGGCGAGUCAGGCUUCUUUCCCAUCAACUACGUCGAGGUCCUAAUGCCCCUACCGCAAUGAGGCUUGUAACACUGACUCUGUACAAGAGACUCACUCUGUGGAAGCUUCAUCUUUUAAUGCUUUAUUUUUCAGCAUCUAAGAGUAGUGAUUCAAGACAACUGGAGUUUUAUUAGGUUCUUGAUGAGUAGAGAAACGUUACAACAAGUCCAGUCACCUUGAUUCAUUAUUUCUAGACUUUUAGUGAGCAGGAUGCCUGAAAAACCUAGUAGGCUUUAUUUUUCAGUAUUUAUUUCUCUUUUAUAUGCAGUAUCCAAUGUGCGCUUCUGAUUUAGCCUUUGGCAUUUGUUCAGCACUCUUUUUUCCAGGUAUGCGGCUGGCUAGCGCUCUACUCUUUGUUUUUUAAAAUUUCAGGUUGUGUGUGGUUUGGUGGUUUGAGUGCCUGCACUGAGCUUACAUGUCACCGAAAACACAAUUUAUAAAAUUCGAGUAUCUGUAAUGCUAAUCAUGGGAAUGUUUAUCUCCCCAAGUACUUAAUCUUUCUCUGUUGCACACUUGCUCUUAUUUUCUGUUUUCUGUUUACAUGUGACCUAUUGUGAUCAUCUGGAAUCAUGACAGCAGUAACAAAUGUUAUAUGGAAAACAACGCAGAGAUUGAAGUACAGGGUGGGCGAGGUGGCCAAAAUAUCACAUCACAAUGCUUCUCUCACAAUGCAUAUCUAUUGUUACUGAUUAGAGGCUGAUAAUCAGUCUCUAAUUAGCUACUCGAUGUAACAUUGGAGAGAGAAGGUUGGUGGGUUGUUCUCACUACAGCUAACCCAAACAUGCAAAUAUCUGUCAACAUGCACUGCUCCUCUUUAUGGUCACUUAAAGUUUGCUUUUGUUUCUGUGCUCUGGUGAGAGCGUAGCCAAAGUAAACAGCUGCUGCUACAGACCGAUGUAUCGCCCAUGUGUUGUAAUUUUGGAGUGAUUCUAGCUAUGAAAUAUGAUAAUGCAGUGCCAUUCAUUUUCAUUUAAUGUAGACAUCUGCUGCCAGUGUCUGUUGUUUAGGCCACUUUGAUUAACAGGGCACACAGUUAUGUGAAAAGCUAAUGGAAUCAGAGUAAUGUUUUGACAUUAAUCUUAAAAUCAGCUACAUUAGUUGGUAAAAAGCUCCUGCGACUCCAUCUGACCAUCUGGUUACCGUUUUAAUAUAUACUGAAUAUAAAAAAGGGCAGCACGGUGGCUUAGUGGUUAGCACUGUUGCCUCACAGCAAGAAGGUCUUGGGGUCGAGUCCUGGGUUCGAACAGGCAGGGGCCUUUCUGUGUGGAGUUUGCAUGGUCUCCCCGUGCCUGCGUGGGUUUACUCUGGGUACUCCGGUUUCCUCCCACAGUCCAAAAACAUGUACAUUAGGUUGAUUGGUAAUUCUAAAUUGCCCAUGUGAGUGUGUGUGUGUGUGUGUGUGUGGUUGUCUGUCUGUAUGUGGCCCUGCGAUGGACUGGUGACCUGUCCAGGGUGUACCCCGGUCUUUCGCCCAAUGUGUGCUGGGAUAGGCCCCAGCAGACCCCUGUGACCCUAAUUAGGAAUAAGUGGGUAUAGACAAUGGAUGGAUGAAUAUAAAAAUUAUACACAUCCCUGUUAAAACGGCAAAAAUGAAACCAAGAAAAGGUCCGAUUUUUUUUCAGCCUGCAUGUGAAAUUGCAACACAUAAGUAUAAAUGAAGAUGAAAAAUGAAGAAACAAUCAGAAAAAUAGGAAAUAUAAAAAAGUUGCAAUAACCUGGUUGCACACCCUUUUAUAAUUGAGGAUGUGGCUGUGUUCAGAAUGAACCAGUGACAUUCAGUCAUAAAAAUUCAAAUGAUUAUGAAUUUGUCAUUAAUGAAAUGAUUCUGAUUAACCCUACUUUUAGCUGUGUAUCAUCUUGACUUCAUCUUCAGGCUGUGUGCUGAUUAUUUCCUUACAAUUUACUGGAUCUUGAAUAAUUUUGCAAAAACUUUCGCCACUUACCUAAAAUCAAAAGGUGCUUCAACAAGGUUUAGGGGUGUGCAUACUUAUGCAACUUUGUCCACUCUAUUUUUACGUGUUGUACUUUCCGCAUUGAGGGUGGAAAAGUUUGGACAUGAUUUAUCUUAGUAUAAUUUUUUUUUACAUAUCACAAAAACCUGCCAUUUUAACUGCGGUGUGAAAAUGUUUUCUAUCCAUUGUAGCAUUUCUCAGUCCUGGUCCUGUAUGUUUUGGUGUUUCAACUCCUGAGCUUAUUAAUGAGCCUGAAUUGGUUACAGGAGAAAAAACACCAGCACAAAGUCCAGUAAUCAGUACAGAAAUACUUUGUCUGAUUUAUUCAAAGGCGACAUUAACAACCCUGAAGGUAUUCACUGUCUUUUUGUUGAGACCUGCUAACUUAUAUGAUCAAAUGUAAUCAGCCAGAGGUGAACAUAUUGUAUCACAACA